GGACGAGCAGAAGAUCUUCUGCUCGUCUCUGAGAGGGAGGCACGAGGCAUGCUAAGGCAGGCCGGAUUUCGUCUGAAGAAUAUUAAGCUUCUCGUCCCUGCCUCUCUGCCGCAUUGCGUUUCAACUCACUCAGGCAGGGAGGCGCGCCACGUCGAUCCGGGAGGGGCGCCGCCCGCCGGCAGAAGCGGUAGCGGGCGCGCCGAAUCUGGGGCCCGGGGGACCUGCAUUGCCGGCGCGGGCGGCCAGAUCUCCGGCGCCAUCGGGCCGCCGCGCCACGGCAUGGUGGCUGCCGCCGCCGCGCCAGAUCCGGCACGCACGUCGCGCCCGCCGCUCACGCCGGCGCUCGACAAGCCCAACUCCGGCGCCGCGCCCCGCCGGCCCGCGCGCUCCGGCAGCAAGCCCGUCUCCUCGCGCUACCUCGCCUCCACCGCCUCGCCGGCCUCCUCCACCUCGUCGACUUCGUCUUCGUCGUCCUCGUCCGCCUCGUCCCGCCGCUCCCUGUCGGCGCAGCGCGGCCGCGCCUCGACUCCACCGCCGCAGCACGCCACGUCGCCCACGCCCGUGGCCGCGGCGGCCACGGCCGCGACCGUGACGGCGACCACGAUGCGGAGCCUCUCGGUGUCCUUCCAGGGGGAGUCCUUCUUCUACCAGACGUCGCGCGCGCCGCGGGCCGCGUCGCCGUCCUCGCCUGCCGGCCGGCGGGGCCCCACGCCGGAGCGGCGGAAGAGCGUGUCCUCUGUGCCGGAGGCCGAGAACGCGCGGCCCCAGCACCGAUGGCCCGCGGCCAAGCCCAAGGCGUCGGACCCGCUCGCUCGAAGCCUCGACUGCAACCUCGACCGCAAGGACUCCAUCCUGGCUGCCGUCCAGCUCCUCCGCCGAUCCAUGGCCUUCGACUCCACCACCUCCUUCCCCCCCUCUGACCAUGCCGCCGCCGCUGGUCCUGACCUCUCUGCCUCCGACACCGACAGCGUCUCCUCCGGUAGCAACUCUGGAGCCGGCGAUCCGCCACGCCGUGGCAUCAGCGUGCCAGCGAGAUUCUGGCAGGAAACUAACAGCCGCCUACGAAGACUUCCGGACGCAGGGCUGCCGCAACAGUCGUCUGGACGGAGAUCGUUCUCAGACAGUCAAAUGUCACCGAGGCUGCCUGGCCGGUCCCCGUCUCCAAGCCGAGGAAGCAAGGGGACGGCGAGCCCAUCAAGAGGGCGAGCUGGGGAGGCAUCACCAAAUGGGCACAUGGUUCAGACGGCAGCAAAUGCGCCAUCUAUCAUUAGCUUUGCUGCGGAGGUGAGGAGGGCAAAGAAGGGGGAGAACAGAAUUGAGGAGGCACACAGAUUGCGAAUGCUGGACAACCAGCAUUUGCAGUGGCGGUGCAUCAAUGCUCGGACAGAUGCAACCCUUCUGGUGCAGAGCUUCACUGCCGAGAAAACCCUACACAGUGCAUGGAAGGAAAUAUCAAAGUUGCGUGACAAUGUCAGUUCGAAAAGGUGCAAACUCCAGCUUCAAAAACAAAAACUGAAGCUGUUUGCUAUUCUUAGGGGAGAGAUGUCCUAUCUAGAGGAGUGGUCUCAUGUCGAGAAACACCAUUCAAGUUCUUUGUCAGCAGCAAUUGAAGCACUAAAGGCCAGUACUCUCCGUCUUCCGGUUGUUGGUGGUGCAAAGGCUGAUGCCCAAGGUGUGAAGGAGGCUGUUAACUCAGCGGUUGAUGUAAUGCAUACAAUGGCAUCUUCGAUGUGUAAUUUGUUGUCAAAGGUGGAGGGGACAAGCUCCGUGGUGUAUGAGCUUGCGAAGCUUGCAACACAAGAGCAAAUGCUGUUGGACCAAUCAAGGGAUCUCUUGUCCACGGUGGCAGCGAUACAUGUCAAACAGUGCAGCUUGAAAACUCACUUGCUGCAGCGAAAGCAAAGGCAGAGCCAAACACAGUGGUAGAUCAGUUAUCCGAGCCACGUUGGUGGUCACUACUAACAUGACACGGCCUCAUCUUUCCUCACUGGAGACUACUACUACAGGUAAUAAAGCUGUAACCAUUUGUUGGGUGUGAAGUGUGUCCCCCCUAAUCCGCUCGACCGAUCCCACUGAGUGUAGCUGAUUCUUGUAAUUUUUUUCGAGUGCAUAUCACCAUAGAAUGGCCUCCCCCCUCUUUGUCUGCGGUUUGUUUGCAGCGGGUGUAUACAGAGAGAGAACCUAGUGUUUGACCAAAGAUAAGCUUUGCUGUAGAUAUGAAAAAGCUUAGAUUGCUUGUUGUCGUCGUCUGCGUGCUGAGUGCUCGAGUGCUGGUUUGUAAUUCUGGGAAUGGAAACAACUGUCUGUUUGAUAUAGGCGUUUUCAUGGCCGAUUAACGUGGAGAUUUGUUUUCCUUAUCA
Molecule: messenger RNA, 2360 nt
Organism: Triticum dicoccoides
Lineage: Eukaryota; Viridiplantae; Streptophyta; Magnoliopsida; Poales; Poaceae
Product: QWRF motif-containing protein 2-like
Exons: 7
Coding region: 49-1926 (625 amino acids)
Biological process (GO): spindle assembly
Cellular component (GO): nuclear microtubule; cytoplasm
Molecular function (GO): microtubule binding
Source: RefSeq, a predicted model, not a curated record